AAAAGAAAACAAAUACGCUUUUAUUUUGAAGGUUCGCACCGGAAGCAGCAAUUGGUUAUCAUAACAAGUUAACAUCCUAGUACUUUUAACUCCCUGUCACCGGCUGUUAGUGGAGGGUUUUAACACAUCCAUCGCCUGUAUUUUCUUUCGUUGAACGCACAGCUAUGUGUAGCUGUGUGCGGGGCUCCAGGGCUCUGUCCCCCGUCCUACUCCCGAGGCUGCUGCCACAGGCGGGGUUCAGGUUGCCCGAGCGGGGCCUUUGGACCUCUCCCCAAUGUCUGGCUGUCAGCUCCCAGCCGCAACCCGUCCCCAGCCAAGCCCGGGUGGUGAUCUGUGGAGGUGGAAUCGUUGGAACCUCAGUGGCCUAUCACCUGGCCAAACUGGGUUGGACAGAUGUUGUGCUUCUUGAACAGGGCAGACUUGGUGCCGGAACAACCAGACUGUGUGCCGGCAUUGUUAGCAUGGCUAAGCCUAUUUCCAUAGAGUGUCAGAUGGCCAGUUACUCUGCUAGUCUUUACCAACGCCUGGAGAAGGAGACUGGGGUUAAAACAGGUUAUGUUAAAACAGGUUCUCUGUGUUUGGCACAAAAUCAAGACCGUUUGAUCUCCCUUAAGCGCCUCGCAUCAAGACUAAAGGUUUUAGGGAUCAGCUGCAGUAUCAUCAAACCUAAAGAGGUGGCCAAACUCCAGCCCCUUGUUAACAUUCAUGAUCUGGUGGGAGCGCUCCACCUGCCCUCUGAUGCUGUGGUUUCCUCUCCGGAUGUUAACCAUGCUCUGGCUGUGGCUGCUGCUGGACACGGAGUUCAAAUCUUGGAGCAAACGACAGUUCAGCAGGUUGUGGUGGAAAAAGGUCAUGUGACAGCGGUGGAGACUGACCGCGGCUCCAUUGAAUGUGAAUAUUUUGUCAACUGUGCCGGUCAGUGGGCGUAUGAGUUGGGUCAGGCCAGUGAGGUGAAGGUGUCGGUUCCCCUCCACGGCUGUGAACAUUUUUACCUUCUCACCAAACCUCUCCAGGAGCAAGUGUCACCCAACACGCCAGUGGUGAUUGAUAUGGAUGGCAGAAUAUAUGCAAGACCAUGGCAGGGGGGGAUUCUGUCUGGAGGCCUCGAGAAGAACCCCAAACCUAUCUUCACAGAGGGCCGCAACCAGCUGGAGAUCCAGAACAUGCAAGAGGACUGGGACCACUUUGAACCAAUCCUCAGCGCUCUGCUCAGGAGAAUGCCCAGUCUGGAUUUAGCUGAGAUCCAUCAACUUGUCAACUGUCCCGAGUCCUUCACUCCUGAUAUGCGCUGCCUGAUGGGCGAGACCCCCGGAGUGUCCGGCUACUAUGUGCUGGCAGGAAUGAACUCGUCAGGUCUGGCCUUCGCUGGAGGAGCCGGCAAGUAUCUGGCAGAGUGGAUGACCUAUGGUUACCCCACCGCCAACGUCUGGCCUCUGGACAUCAAACGCUUCGGCAACCUGCAAAGCAGCCGAACCUUUCUGCGGCACAGAGUGAUGGAAGUAAUGCCCCUUCUGUACGAGCUGAAGGUUCCUCGCUGGGACUUUCAAACUGGUCGUCAGCUGAGGACCAGUCCUCUGUAUGACCGCCUCGACACACAGGGCGCCCGCUGGAUGGAGAAACAUGGCUUUGAACGACCCAAAUACUUUAUUCCUCCUGGAAAAGAUCUGCUGUCUUUGGAUCAGAGUAAGACUUUCUACAAGCCUGACUGGUUCGACAUUGUUGGAGCAGAAGUCAAAUGCUGCAAAGAGGCGGUCUGUGUCAUUGACAUGUCCUCCUUCACAAAGUUUGAACUGACAUCAACGGGGGACCAAGCUCUGGAGCUGCUGCAGCAUCUGUGUGCCAAUGACCUGGACGUUCCUGUGGGACACAUUGUCCACACUGGAAUGCUGAAUGAGAGAGGGGGUUAUGAGAACGACUGCAGUGUGGUUCGCCUCAGCAAAAACAGCUUCUUCAUCAUCUCUCCAACAGACCAGCAAGUUCAUUGCUGGUCCUGGAUAAAGAAACAUAUGCCCAAUGAUCCGCACCUCCACCUGGAAGAUGUCAGCUGGAAGUACACAGCUCUAAACCUGAUUGGACCUCGGGCAAUGGACGUUCUGGCUGAGCUGUCGUAUGUUUCCAUGACGCCUGACCACUUUCCCUCCAUGUUCUGUAAGGAGAUGAGCGUGGGUUACGCCAACGGAAUCAGAGUGAUGAGUAUGACUCACACCGGAGAGCCAGGCUUCAUGCUCUACAUCCCCAUUGAGUACGCCCUGCAUGUGUACAACGAGGUGAUGUCGGUGGGUCAGAAGUACGGCAUCCGUAACGCAGGAUAUUACGCGCUGCGGAGCCUACGCAUCGAGAAAUUCUUCGCAUUCUGGGGUCAGGAUCUGGACGCCUUCACCACCCCGCUGGAAUGUGGACGGGAGUUCAGAGUGAAGUUUGAUAAGGACACUAACUUUCUUGGGCGAGAGGCAUUGUUGCAGCAGCGCCAGGAGGGGGUGUUCCGCCGCUUUGUCAUGCUGGUCCUUGAGGACCACGACACCGAGCUGGACUUAUGGCCGUGGUGGGGAGAGCCCAUCUACCGCAACGGUCAGCUGGCCGGAACGACCACCAGCAGCGCCUACAGCUACACGCUGGAACGCCACGUCUGCCUGGGCUUCGUGUCUCCCCCUCCAGACGAAGAGGGGCUCCCCAGACCCAUCACUCCUGACCUGAUCAACCGCGGCGACUAUGAGGUGGACAUCGCCGGUCAGCGCUAUCCCGCCAAAGCCAAGCUCUAUCCCUUCAGCUCCCUGUUUGCUCAACAAAAACGUCGUAAGGAUGACAUGGAGCUCAGCAACCUGCAGGGAAAGUGAGGCUCUUCCCUCCUUUUCACACUCCUCCACUCCAUCGCUCAGCUCCGCACAAAAGCCUGUAACACUCUUUGUCUCUCCAAGUUUUGCUGUCAAAAUUCUUCUAUUUAGGAAGCACAAAUGCUCGAGACUCCUUUAAGGCCACGUUCUCCACUCCAUCCCAACAGUCUGGCUCAAGUGCCUUUAUCCAGGCAAGAUCUACAUUAGCCGUUGCAGACUUUCUGAUGUGUGAAGAACUGAUUUACACCCACAGUCUCUAGAGGUGGUUUUCAAAAGCUCUGCGUAGUCUGAGGGAAAUGUCAGCGCUGAUGUGCAAACCCACACACGGUCCAUUUGCUGCUGCUGUACAGAAAGAAAGACUCAAUUCAGACACUAUACUCUUUGCACUGCUUCCAGCUUUGCAGCACCUGACAAUAAAAGGAAAGGAAUUCUUUCCAAAUCAGAGGAAAGGGCUCAAUAAUCCCAGAAGCCCAAUGAUUACCAAACUGGUGUUGUUUGUGCCAUUUAUGACACUCCUCCUCCUGAUGUUUAAAUGCAAAAAAACUCUAAACCAAUUCUCGAGGUCCGCUUUGAGCUGCUGUGUCGUACUGUUGUUCAGAGCUUCCUGGUGAUGUUUUUGCUCCAACAUUGCUUCUAUCUGUUAUUUAUGUUUUAUGAUCGUCCUGAAGCUUUGAUGCACUUUUUGAGGCUGAAGUUCAGUUUUUGAUGUCUUGUUUAAAUGUGCUGCUGAUGAACCAUCGAUGAGGGAAAAGUUCAGAUGUUAGUGUACAGGAUUUUGCUGCAAUUUCAAAUAAACAUUGUAUUUUUGUACAGUC
Molecule: messenger RNA, 3646 nt
Organism: Oryzias melastigma (Indian medaka)
Lineage: Eukaryota; Metazoa; Chordata; Actinopteri; Beloniformes; Adrianichthyidae
Gene: pdpr
Product: pyruvate dehydrogenase phosphatase regulatory subunit
Exons: 18
Coding region: 165-2834 (889 amino acids)
Cellular component (GO): mitochondrial matrix; mitochondrion; cytoplasm
Molecular function (GO): oxidoreductase activity; protein binding
Source: RefSeq, a predicted model, not a curated record